AUGACUCCCAAUAAUCCCCCCAAAAAUAUCUGGCGGAUGUUGGCCGUAUGUUUCUUCAUGUUGAUUUGUGGAGCUUCAGAUGCCACCCCUGGUGUGGUAUUACCCGAAAUCGAAAGCUACUAUAAAAUCUCCUACGGUGUAGUGUCCAUUAUUUGGGUGGGCAAUGCCUUCGGGUUCAUUUUGGUUGCAUGUAUAUCCCAUAAAAUGGAGUCUUGGUUCAACCACAGAAACCUAUUGCUUAUUGGUACUGGUUUGGCUAUGUUGAUGUACGCCAUCGUCCUGAGUGGAACCAAAUACCCUGUUAUUGUGAUUGGGUUUUUCUUUGGGGGUGCAGGGCUUGCUAUCAACUUGUCCAAGAGCAACGUGUUUAUGUCACGGUUUGGCGACAAGCUGGCUACGUAUUUAUCAUAUGCCCAGUGUUGUUAUGGCGUUGGUGCCACUGUUUCUCCUCUUAUUGCAACUGCAUUUGUGAGCUCUGGGAUCAAAUUCCAUUUCUUCUACUUGGUUCUUUUGGGAUGUGCAUUGACAGCCUUUGUGCUCUUCUUCUUGUCUUUCCUGGGCGCCGAAACAGACUUGGCUCCCUGGGAAGCAGAAUACAGAGACGAGAAUAAGGGACUGGAUAAGGAUCACAGAGAGCUUCUCAAGGCUUCACUCAAAAACAAAGUUACUUGGCUCAUGGCACUCUUUACCUUCUUCUAUCAAGGGGCUGAAGUUGCUGUUGGAGGUUGGAUUGUGACUUACUUAAUCGACUAUCGAGGAGGAAGACAAUCGGUUGGUUACGUUGCAUCUGGGUUCUGGAGUGGUGUGGCUCUAGGAAGAUUGUUUCUUACUCGUCCUCUUUAUAAGUGGGUUGGACCAAGAAGAAGUGUCUUUAUAUGUUCGCUAACUGCCAUGGUUUUCAUUGGCCUAACUUGGGCAGUACCGUCUAUUAUAGCAGCGGGGGUAUUGGUUUCGCUUGCAGGUUUUUUUGUGGGACCAAAUUACCCAACUAUGCUCAAGUUGGCAUCGGAUAUGUUUCCACGUAAGAUUCACAUUAUUUCUUUGACCAUCACCACAGCAUUUGGGUCAAGUGGAGGUGCGUUCUUUCCAUUCAUCAUUGGUAUGGCUGCACAAAAAUUGGGUGCUUUUGUUGUGUUGCCCGGUUUUCUUAUUUUGUAUACCCUCAUGCUUGCAUUCUGGGUUGCUUUGCCAAACAAAGACAGAAGAAUUAAAGACGGAGACAAAUUUGGUUUAUGGCAAAGAAUUUGGUAA
This is a messenger RNA of Yamadazyma tenuis ATCC 10573, 1251 nucleotides long. Lineage: Eukaryota; Fungi; Ascomycota; Pichiomycetes; Serinales; Debaryomycetaceae. The record is from RefSeq and is a predicted model, not a curated record.